AAGUGAAAAUACCUUUUGGAAACAAACAUCUUGAUGCUGCCUUUUCUGUGCCAGUGAAGAAACCAGCGUAUGGAGUGAUUCUUACCCAUGGAGCUGGAGGAGAUAUGAAUUUCCCUCACUUGGUGUCUUUGGCAGCCUGUCUUGCAUCCCAUGGAGUUCUGUGCCUGCGGUUCACUUGUAAAGGCCUUAAUGUUGCUUACAGGACUAAGGCCUUCAAAGCAGUUGUGGAAUACUUGAGGCUUUCUGAAGAUUAUAAACUUUCGGGCAUCUUCCUUGCAGGCCGUUCCAUGGGCUCACGAGCUGCUGCCUCCAUGACACGUCAGCUUAGCCAGGAGGAUGAUGACGACUUCGUUCGAGGUCUAAUAUGUUUGUCUUACCCGUUGCAUCGACCAAAACUUCAGUCCAAGCUCCGGGAUGAAGAUUUAUUAUUUAUCAGGUGCCCAGUGCUGUUUGUCUCAGGAUCAGCAGAUGAGAUGUGUGAAAAACGACUGCUGGAAGGUGUGGCAAGGAAAAUGAGAGCCCCCACAGAAAUCCACUGGGUUCAUAAAGCAAACCAUGGGAUGGCAGUCAAGGGACGAACAGCAGACGAUGUCAUGGAAGAAAUAAAUGGCCACGUUUUUUCAUGGCUUAGAGAGAAUAUUGGACUGGAGGCCAAAUGAUUUGCAGUGUUUAAGCAGUAUCUUCAUUUUGCUUUUCCUAAAUGCAGCAAAUUAGGAGUUUGUUAUUUCUGAGAGGCAAUUAUUUUUUAAUACACGUAUUUUCAGAGGUCUAAGUGUAAAUUGAAAUAAAACCUUUUUUUUGUAUGAAUGA
Eurypyga helias (sunbittern) is the source of this 810-nucleotide messenger RNA. RefSeq names its product testis expressed 30 (gene TEX30). The record is from RefSeq and is a predicted model, not a curated record. Bases 105 to 659 code for a protein of 184 amino acids. Lineage: Eukaryota; Metazoa; Chordata; Aves; Eurypygiformes; Eurypygidae. The transcript is spliced from 4 exons.